Rhinopithecus roxellana (golden snub-nosed monkey) is the source of this 1844-nucleotide messenger RNA. It is a transcript of the gene GLTP, whose product is annotated as glycolipid transfer protein. The transcript has 5 exons. Bases 163 to 792 code for a protein of 209 amino acids. Gene Ontology annotation, biological process: ceramide transport; intermembrane lipid transfer. The record is from RefSeq and is a predicted model, not a curated record. Gene Ontology annotation, cellular component: cytoplasm; membrane; cytosol. Lineage: Eukaryota; Metazoa; Chordata; Mammalia; Primates; Cercopithecidae. Gene Ontology annotation, molecular function: ceramide 1-phosphate transfer activity; ceramide 1-phosphate binding.
CUUGGGUACCAGGGCGCGGUGCGGGCGGAAGUGGUGACGCUGGCGUCCCCGGAACCUGCGGCGGGCGGCUGUGACGGCCCCGGCGCUGACGGCGGCGGCCCGCGGGGCGGCGUGGACGCCCGCGGCGCCGGCUGGGGCAUCACCGCGGGCCUCGACCCCGAAAUGGCGCUGCUAGCCGAACACCUGCUGAAACCGCUGCCCGCGGACAAGCAGAUCGAGACCGGGCCCUUCCUCGAGGCGGUGUCCCACCUGCCGCCCUUCUUCGAUUGCCUUGGGUCCCCAGUGUUUACUCCCAUCAAGGCAGACAUAAGCGGCAACAUCACGAAAAUCAAAGCCGUGUAUGACACCAACCCAGCCAAGUUCCGGACCCUGCAGAACAUCCUGGAGGUGGAGAAAGAAAUGUAUGGAGCAGAGUGGCCCAAAGUAGGGGCCACACUGGCGCUGAUGUGGCUGAAAAGAGGCCUCCGCUUCAUCCAGGUCUUCCUCCAGAGCAUCUGUGACGGGGAGCGGGACGAGAACCACCCCAACCUCAUCCGCGUCAACGCCACCAAGGCCUAUGAGAUGGCCCUCAAGAAGUACCACGGCUGGAUCGUGCAGAAGAUCUUCCAGGCAGCACUGUACGCAGCCCCCUAUAAGUCCGACUUCCUGAAAGCACUCUCCAAGGGGCAGAAUGUGACAGAGGAGGAGUGCCUGGAGAAGAUCCGCCUCUUCCUAGUCAACUACACAGCCACCAUCGAUGUCAUCUAUGAGAUGUACACCCAGAUGAACGCCGAGCUUAACUAUAAGGUGUAGGCGUGCCCACCGCUGGACACGCCCCCGACUCAUGGCCACACAGAGAAACAGGCAAACCAGAAUCACUGUGAAUCAAGUCUGUGAGCUGCCCCUGGCCUGCGUCCCCCAGAGCGGCCCAGGGUCCUGCCAGAGUCUGCAGGGGACAGCCCUCGUUUUUUAAGUCUUUUUUUUUUUUUUUGGUCUAUUCUAAAGGACCAAUAAAUAAUGAUCUUACUUCCAAAUCUCCUUGGAAUUUCACGACAGCACAGACUGACUUUAUAGCUUCAUUUCAGCGUGGUAAAAAUCGAUUAACACUUCUAAUAAGUCAAGUCCUAGGGUUUUUUGGUUUUGUUUUGUCGCCAACGAGGAACACGGCUCUGGGGGAAUGGUGUCAUCCACCUCACUUUAAAAAUAAGCACAUGAUGGCCGGGCACCAUGGCUCACGCCUGUAAUCCCAGCACUUUGGAGGAGGCCGAGGUGGGCGGAUCACCUGAGGUCAGGAGUUUGAGACCAGCCUGGCCAACAUGGUGAAACCCCAUCUCUACUAAAAAUAUAAAAAAUUAGGCGUGGUGGCACACGCCUGUAGUUCCAGCUACUCAGGAGGCUGAGGCAGGAGAACUGCUUGAACCCAAGAGGUGGAGGUUGCAGUGAGCUGAGAUCACACCACUGCACUCCAGCCUGGGCAACAAGAGCAAAACUCCGUCUCAAAAAAAAAGAGGUGGGUGGAUCACUUGAGGUCAGAGUUUGAGACCAGCCUGACCAACAUGGUGAAAUCCUGUCUCUACUAAAAAUACCCAGGCAUGGUAGCACAUGCCUGUAAUCCCAUCUUCUUGGGAGGUGGAGGCAGGAGAAUCGCUAGAACCCGGGAGGUGGAGGUUACAGUAGCCGAGAUCGCGCCACUGCAUUCCAGCCUGGGCAACAAGAGCGAAACUCAGUCUCAAAAAAAAAAAAAAAAAGCACGUGACCUUAUGAGGCUCUCGCUGUAUUGCUAUUUUGGUUAUUUUAAGGACUGUAGAGAGUUUGAUUUGAAAUUAUGCAGGGCCCCAUGUGGGAUUUUUUUUUUUUUUUUUUUU